Messenger RNA from Trypanosoma cruzi, 952 nucleotides. Its product is annotated as choline/carnitine O-acyltransferase, putative. Gene Ontology annotation, molecular function: carnitine O-palmitoyltransferase activity. NCBI's taxonomy places the organism in Eukaryota, Euglenozoa, Kinetoplastea, Trypanosomatida, Trypanosomatidae. The annotation marks the transcript as partial. The record is from RefSeq and is a predicted model, not a curated record. The transcript has a single exon. Gene Ontology annotation, cellular component: mitochondrion. Gene Ontology annotation, biological process: fatty acid metabolic process; carnitine metabolic process.
AUGGCGGAGGCACGGUUUGCGGUGCGGCCCACGGCGGCUCUUCACCAUGUCGGCUUUGAAGUGGACACAAGCCGGAAACAAACGCAGCUGUACGUGAGCCGCCGCGGUCUUGUUCUUUACAUUCCACAUCCUUACUUCAUUAUUAAGAACAUGCGUCGCUCCUUCUGGCAUGGGGUUGACAAAGUACAGUUUGCCCUGUACCCCAUUCCACUGUCCGUCGUGACCGCGUUCAGCUUUGGUGUAUUUUUAUGGGUCCUCAACUCGCCUGCUGACGCUUGGAUCCGCGUAAAUUGUGUUUCAGACAUCCUCUGGCGUCUUGACGAACGGAAUUUUAUUUCUGCUCGCAUUCCCUCCCGAUACCGUAUGCCGGCGCUCUGCGCAAACGUUGCCUUUGGCGCCGUGACGCUCUUCACGGCGUUGCAGCGCUUCGUCCUUCGAAAGUUACUGAGCUACAACCGCUGGAUAUACGAGGGCCAGGGGAAACUGAGCCGCAAGACGAUGCUCUGGGGUUUCAUUCUCAAGACGUUUUUUAUGCACAACCUCAAAAGGACCGGGGCGUACGGGAGUUGUUUGCCCUCGCAACCGCUGCCGGAUCUUAAAAUUACGGUGCAGCGUUUCAUGAAAUCAAUGGUGCCAUUCUACGAGGGGAAAACGGCUGAGUGGGAGCAUCUGAAAAAAUUAUCCGAGGACUUUCUGCGGAAUGAGGGGCCGCAGUUGCAGAGAUACUUGUGGCUAAAGUAUUUACUUGCAGAUAAUUACAUGACGGACUGGUGGAUCAAGUAUGUAUACCUUGCUCAGCGCGAAAGUCUUUGCAUUAACUCCAACUGGUUUGGGGUGGCGUUUGCCAAAUAUUUGCCCACCCCGCUUCAAGCUUCCCGUGCGGCGGCAUUGGUGUACAACCUUGUUAAGGUAAAGAAAAGUCUCGACAAGCGCACGUUUCCACCGCAGUUUA